AUGGGCGGCCAGCCAACCCCGCGUCAUGUGGCUAUCGCCAUCGCGAUCCAACUCGAUACAACGAAGAAAGAGAAAGAUCAGGUUUUUGUAUGCUUGGUUUCGUCACGAAAACACAAGAACCAAUGGGUUUUACCAAAAGGUGGUGUAGAAAAGGGGGAAUCGGAACGUGCUGCGGCUCUGCGCGAGUUGGAAGAGGAAGCGGGCAUUCGAGGCUCCUUGGAAUAUCCCCCUUGGGAUGAUGCGCAAAGCCCGUUGAUCCAAUUUGCGGAUACAAAGGCCCAUCCCAAAUCGCCUACAACGAAUCCAAGCGACCCUUCGUUCGUGCCGCUUACUUUGUACAGUGUGCAUGAAUUUCUCGUGGAUAAGGAUGCAGUGCAGGAGGUAUGGCUUGAAUCAACGGAGCGUGGGCGUAAAUGGGUCCCUUGGGCUAAGGCCAUGGACCUUGUCGCGUGGCGACGUGGUCUACCGGCGGCCUUAUCGCACGCAAAAAUCAAUAAGAGUCACUACUUGAAUCGUACAUAG
This is a messenger RNA of Malassezia pachydermatis, 522 nucleotides long. RefSeq names its product diadenosine hexaphosphate hydrolase. Gene Ontology annotation, biological process: adenosine 5'-(hexahydrogen pentaphosphate) catabolic process; diadenosine pentaphosphate catabolic process; diadenosine hexaphosphate catabolic process. NCBI's taxonomy places the organism in Eukaryota, Fungi, Basidiomycota, Malasseziomycetes, Malasseziales, Malasseziaceae. The coding region runs from base 1 to 522 and encodes 173 amino acids. The transcript has 2 exons. Gene Ontology annotation, molecular function: bis(5'-adenosyl)-hexaphosphatase activity; endopolyphosphatase activity; bis(5'-adenosyl)-pentaphosphatase activity. The record is from RefSeq and is a predicted model, not a curated record. Gene Ontology annotation, cellular component: cytoplasm; nucleus.